AUGAAUUUAGAAUACAAACAGAAGAAUCCAAAGAACAAAAGAGGAACUGGUCUUAAACACACAGCAGAUAUUGCUAAAAGAGAAGUAGAAGCACAAAACAGGUUAAUAAGCAAGAAGAAGGUUGCAUUAGAAAAUGCUUUAAAGUGUCCACCAGCACUAAACCAGUUCAGACAGAAGAUGCCAGAAGACAUAAAAGAGAAGAUCAAAGAGAUCUUCUUAAGGUAUAAGCCAGAGAAUGAGGAAGAGAAGAAAGAGAGAAUAUCUUCAGAUAGUAAUAAGACCAGUAAGAAGUCAGUUAUAUUCGGUAUAAGACAGAUAGUCAAGUCAAUUGAAAGGAAGAAGGCUAAGCUGGUCUUAAUAGCGAAUGAUGUUGAUCCUAUUGUAGUUGUACUAUUCUUACCAUCACUCUGCAAGAAGAUGGGAGUUAGUUAUGCCAUAUACGGGAGCAAGAGUGAAUUAGGUGCUUUUGUUGGUAGGAAGAAUGCUGCCUGUGUGGCAAUUGAGGAUGUCCCUGGGGUAGAAGAGGUGUGCACUGACGUAAAUGAAAUAUUCUCUGAUAAUUAUGCUGAGAACAUGAAGAAGUGGGGCAAGCCAGUGAGUAAGUAA
Nematocida parisii ERTm1 is the source of this 606-nucleotide messenger RNA. Its product is annotated as 60S ribosomal protein 7A. The transcript has a single exon. Lineage: Eukaryota; Fungi; Microsporidia. The coding region runs from base 1 to 606 and encodes 201 amino acids. The record is from RefSeq and is a predicted model, not a curated record.